Molecule: messenger RNA, 2197 nt
Organism: Eleginops maclovinus (Patagonian blennie)
Lineage: Eukaryota; Metazoa; Chordata; Actinopteri; Perciformes; Eleginopidae
Product: coronin-2B-like
Exons: 14
Coding region: 1-1614 (537 amino acids)
Molecular function (GO): actin filament binding
Source: RefSeq, a predicted model, not a curated record
AUGACUGUGUCUGAGAUGUCGUGGCGCUCGUCUUUCCGAUGCUCCAAGUUUCGUCACAUUUUCGGGAAGCCGUCCAAUAAGGAGCACAGCUACGACGGGGUGCCAAUCACGCGCAGCGUCCACGACAACCACUACUGCUCGGCCAAUCCCCGAUUCAUCGCCGUGGUGACGGAGUGCGAAGGGGGCGGAGCCUUCCUGGUGCUGCCCCUCCAUCACAUGGGCCGGGUGGACCCCCAGCACCCGAGGGUUUGCGGCCACAGAGGACGGGUUCUGGACGUGAAGUGGAACCCGUUCAACGAUCACUGCGUCGCCUCGUGUUCGGAGGACGGCACCGUGAAGAUCUGGGACGUCCCGGUGUGUGGAGUCCAGCAGAACCUCACCACGGCCAGGAAGACACUGAUUGGUCACUCCAGAAGGGUGGGGCUUAUCGAGUGGCAUCCAACAGCGGAGAACCUGCUGCUAAGCUCCGCCUAUGACUACAAGGUCCUACUCUGGGAUGUUUCCCAGGCGGGGUCGGUCCUCAGGUAUCCGGUCCGGGUGGUUAUGACGCCGGUCCACCAUCGAUACCCGUCCGACGCUCUGCUGCUGUCGGUCAGCUUCAAUACCGACGGCAGCCGGCUGGCCGUCACGUCCAAAGACAGACGGGUUCGAAUCCUGGACCCUCGAACGGGGAGGAUCCUACAGGUGUCCCGGAGUAAUUCCCACAGAGCCAGUAAGGUGUUGUACAUCGGAGGGCUGAAGAUGCUGCUGUCCACCGGCAGCUCCAUCUGGAAUCACCGACAGAUUGUCCUCUGGGACCCUGACGACUUAUCUGAGCCGCUGUAUGAAGAAGACCUGGAUGGAUCAGCAGGAGUCCUCUUCCCGUUCUACGAUCCGGACACACACAUGCUCUACUUGGCCGGAAAGGGCGACGGAAACAUCCGGUACUACGAGCUGAGCAUGGAGAAACCGUUCAUCAGCUUCCUGACAGAGUACCGGUCUCUGCUGCCACAGAAAGGACUCGGUGUGAUGCCAAAGCGCGGACUGGACGUUAGUGCCUGCGAGGUUUUCCGAUUUUACCGCCUGAUCGCCAUCAAAGACCGGGUCGAACCGCUGUCCAUGAUCGUACCACGGAAAGAGUCGGGUAUUUUCCAAGAGGAUCUGUACCCAAUGACGGCGGGAAACGAGGCGGCCAUGACGGCUCAGGAGUGGCUGUCGGGGAUCAACAGAAGUCCAGUGCUGAUGUCCCUGAAGCCGAGGACUGGAGUGGCCAACCCUUACCCAGAAAGCCCUGCGGAGAAGAUGGAUCAAACCGAGAAAAACCUGGACUUUAUGGAAGAGGCCUUCCUGGAGGAGCAGUUGUCCUACCAGGACGCCAAGUACCCCCGACAGGUGAGCGAUCUGUCGGGUUGGCAGCAGGACGAGACGCUGUGGACGAACUGCUUCUCGCCGCACUGCCGCGAGCCCGCAGAGAGGCCGCCGCCAAAUACCGAGAACGAGCUCCUGCAAGCUUUCUACAGACAGCAGGAUGAGAUCAGAGGCCUGAGGGAGGAACUGCAAGAGAAGGACGUGAGGAUCUCUCAGCUGCAGCUGGACAUCAAAAACACCAGAAACAACCUGAGGGCGGCUUUCUGACAACACAACAAAUAAACAGACAUUUCAACUUGGUUAUUGUUAGCAGUCGCUUUGCACACUUCAACAUAAAUACCCAGCUAUCAGUAAACUCUAAAAGUAGUAAACACUAAUGAUUCUAUUAUAAUCUGCACUAAAAACCGUGGAUUAGAAUACUCCUCCCUCUGGUGGACAAACUAUGUAAUGACAGCUUUUUCUAAAAUAAAAUGCAUUUUACGAAGAAACCUGUGAAAUACAUUUCGUUAGUUCAGUUUAGAGACAAAACGCACAAGGAGACGCCAGGAGCAAAAUGUUAAGAUUUUAUUUACAAAGUCCUUUUUCUGUGUUUUUUUUUUGUUUGUUUUUCCUUUAACUUACAGAAAGUAAAAAAAAAAAAGAAAACACGUCAACUAGUCAGUGUAAGUGUGAAGGAGCUCUCGACAGAGGAAGAGGAGGAGUAAAGGGGGGAGAGAAGAAGAGACAGAGAGAGUGUCCCCAGGCAACCAUACAAAAAAUUAAACAAAAAAAAAAACAAUUUCUCUGAAAAAAUAUUUCUUUUAAAAAGCUCUGUUGGCAAAAAAGAGAGAACACAGUUUGCCCUGAGCGA